AUCCUCCUUGACAGAAAGCUCACACUGUCUCCUUCAGAGCUGCCAUCCAUUUCAAGGUAUCAAACAGCACUUGUAUCCCUUUCUCGAGGCCGGCACUGAGGAUUACUUACCUGUGUAUUUAUUCAUCCAAUAUCGACAUCUCCAAAACUUCGCUUUUUAUCCCCGAUGAAUUCACCUGGUCCAGUUAACUCUCCAAAAAAUUCCAGUCGAUACUCCCAUGCACGCGCAAUCCUUGGACCAGAAUUAUCUAAACGUCUUCCAGAAACGAGAGUGUUACUUGUAGGCGCGGGUGGUAUUGGUUGUGAAUUGUUGAAGAAUAUAGUUCUGACCGGUUUUGGUCAUAUUACGCUACUUGACCUUGAUACUAUCGACCUCUCCAACCUCAAUCGUCAAUUUCUUUUCAGAAAAAAGGAUAUUAAACAGAGUAAAGCUCUCGUGGCUGCUCAGACCGCAGGUGCUUUCAAUCCCAAUGUGCAUAUCAAUCCGAUUCACGGCAAUAUCAAAGAGCCACAGUUCGAUAUCGAGUGGUUUCAGCAAUUUGAUGUUGUUCUGAAUGCUCUUGACAAUCUGGAUGCUCGUCGGCACGUGAACAAGAUGUGCAUGGCUGCUCAAGUACCUCUAGUUGAAUCAGGCACAGCUGGUUAUCUAGGCCAAGUGCAACCUUUAUUGAAGGACCGCUCAGAAUGCUUUGAUUGUAUACCAAAGCCUACUCCUACGUCCUUCCCUGUUUGUACGAUCCGCUCCACCCCGUCCCAACCCAUUCAUUGUAUUGUAUGGGCCAAAAGUUAUCUACUACCACAAUUAUUCGGAGAAGAUGAAAAUGCUGGCACUGAACUGGAUGACGCCGAGAAGCAGGGUGAAAAUGCUCAAGAAAUUGCUACUCUUCGUAGGGAAGCGCAAGCUUUCAAAGCUGUGCGCACUGCUCUGCGGUCGGAGUCAACCGCUGCGGAUGCAUCUCGCAUGGCAUUUCAAAAGGUGUUCAACUCCGAUGUACUCAAUCUUCUGUCUAUGGCCGACAUGUGGCGUUCACGAGUGCCUCCUCAACCACUAGAUUUCGACGCGAUCAAGGAGGGGCAAUUCAAGCUGAAACACCAAGCAAGCAAUACAGCUAAUCCACCUGCCAAUGGGAAGUCAAUACCACGUAAAAAUGGAAGCGCUAAAGGUAAACAUGAACCCACCAACGGAAACAAUGUAGAGCCAUCCGGUUCUCAAAACGGAGCAGGAUUGAAAGACCAGAGAGCUCUUAGUCUCCAAGAUAAUCUAGCUUUGUUUGUAUCUAGCACCAACCGCCUGGCUGCUCGUCUCCAAACUGGCAAAGAAGACACGAUAUCAUUCGACAAGGACGACGACGACACAUUAGAUUUUGUUACUGCCGCUGCCAAUCUUCGCUCUGCUGCAUAUGGCAUCGAACGUAAGACACGAUGGGAAGUCAAAGAAAUGGCGGGCAAUAUCAUACCUGCGAUAGCUACCACCAAUGCUAUCAUUUCUGGAUUGAUUGUCCUGCAGGCACUCCAUCUCCUCCGUAAAUCUUAUAGCGCACUGAAGAACGUUCAUCUACAAUUCAAACCCACAGUUCCUCUUAGCACGAUAAAUAUGUGUCCCCCAAAUCCAAAAUGUGGUAUCUGCAGGGAUACAUAUGCAAAAGUGCUCUGUGACCCAUUCAAGGUCACGUUGGGGGAAUUUGUGGAUGGUAUUCUCGGUGAUGGGGAAGGUGAGGGUCAGGGAACAGGCAAGAGAGAAGUGAGUGUGUACGAGGAUAAGCGGGUCCUGAGUGAUCCAGACUGGGACGACAAUAAUGCGCGGACUCUUGAGAGUCUUAAUGUCACGAGGGGCAAGUUCCUGACGAUCGUAGACGAAGAAGGCGAGUGGGGGACGAUCUCGGUCGCAUUGGGUGUGCUUCCCGCCGAUUAUCCCACUAGCGGCCCUGCAUUUAUCUUGCCAUCACCACUACCAAAGCCUCCGCGGCAAGUUCGACCAUCUACACCGCCACCACCUGCACCUUCUCUCAAGCGUUCUGCUCCUGACGACGACGACGUAUCUGAGAUUGAGCCUUCGUCGAAACGGCUGAAAACAAACGGUGACGUCACGAGCCCAAACAAGAAGCGGAAGCUAGACGAAGAUGGACUUAUUUUGUUAGAUAGUGCCAACGAUAAGAUGUUGGACGAAGAUGUCAUCGAGAUAGAUUGAGUUUUAUAUUUUUACUACCUUAUCUUUGCUUUCAGUACUCAUAUUCUUAGGAAUCUUAGUUGAUUUUCCUAGGUCAACGUUGUAUUCUUUUCUAAAUAUUCUGCUCUCAACAUCGCUACUUCUCCAUAUCUAUGGUAAUGAUACACUGUUAUCAUACAUU
Molecule: messenger RNA, 2347 nt
Organism: Serpula lacrymans var. lacrymans S7.9
Lineage: Eukaryota; Fungi; Basidiomycota; Agaricomycetes; Boletales; Serpulaceae
Exons: 10
Coding region: 166-2187 (673 amino acids)
Biological process (GO): protein sumoylation
Cellular component (GO): SUMO activating enzyme complex; cytoplasm
Molecular function (GO): SUMO activating enzyme activity
Source: RefSeq, a predicted model, not a curated record